Molecule: messenger RNA, 476 nt
Organism: Theileria parva strain Muguga
Lineage: Eukaryota; Apicomplexa; Aconoidasida; Piroplasmida; Theileriidae
Exons: 3
Coding region: 81-476 (131 amino acids)
Source: RefSeq, a predicted model, not a curated record
UGUAGUUCAAAUUGUAUAGUUGAAAUUCUGUAGAUGAAAAUUUUACGAGAGAAAUAAGUAAUUUAGGGUAAAAAUGUUAGAUGUUAAUUCUGUGUAAAUUUGUGGAAUUGCUGUUGUUUUUUGUGUUUAUUGGAAUUUUUGCUGAAACUUCUGAAUUCUCCCUUGACAAGUCAGAAUUAGACUUGAAAUUAUCUCUGAGAAUAUUAAAGGCUGGGAAUCUUGACUCGGAACCCGUAAAACGAGGCACCAAAAUCCAACUCAAAAUCAAGUCAUUCUCACCUCAACUCAACCCCCAAAUCACUUCCGAAAUCACACAAACAUUCAUCGUUGGAGAGCAUAGUAUAGAGCCGUUGAAUGAGGCGUUGUUGGACAUGAGAAUAGGUGAAAUACGGAGACUUGGAGUUCCAAUCGCUUCUUACGGGAAAAUUUUCUAUGAAUUCGCACUUCUCAAUACCAUCCCACAUCAGGAAUUUUAA